AAAAUAAAAAGUUCUAGAAACUGAUUUUUCACUUGUGACUUUAAACUUUUCAAAAAGUAAACUUUUUUUUGCUUCCGAAGGUUGAAGUUGCGGAAGUGUAAAGUUUUUCCUUUUAGAUGUUUGAGUUUUGGAAGCUAUUUUUAAUUUUUGGGGUAAGAUAGAUAUCCUCUUUCGAAAACAAUCUUGUUCGAGCAACUAUUUUUAAAACAAUCUUGUUCGAGCAACUAUUUUUAAUUUAAGGUGUUGUGAGAAUAAAUAUUGUUAAAAAAAAUAUUGGGUGUGUAGUUCUUAACAAUAUUAGAGUAUGCCCCGUCAAAAAAAACAAUAUUAGAGUAUGCAAAAAUCAAUAUUUUUUUUUAUAUAGCAAAAAUCAAUACCUUACGUACGAGCAGUUUUUUUUUUGGUACAUCGGAAAAUACGAGCAGUUUUUUUAAUACAUUAAAAAAAUAAAGAUGUUUAUAUUUUUUUGAGAGAAAAGAUGUUUGUAUUAAAAGUUUUGGAGGAAAUAAGAUAUCAUUAAAGGUUUUUAAAAAUCAAAUUCAAAACUGACUUUUUAGUUCGAAAUCCUUAAUUUUUUUUUUGGAAGGGAAAUCCUUAACUUGAUCUCAUUUGAUUAUUUUUUGAUUUAUACGUGCAAUACUUCAUUGGAUUAUUAUGAAAUCAAAUCAAAUAUAAAACAGGAAUUUCACAAGUAAUAUAAAAGAGAAAGGGCCUUGAAAAUGGAAUUACAGAUAACUUGGGAUGCAGGCUUCAGAGAUGUGUUUUGCAAUUUGGAUUGUGGUGAGCUUCUAAAAUCCUUGGGAGAGGUUGACAUCAGACGUUUCCUCCCUAUCUUGGUUGAUAUUAUUCAGUUAUUGGAUAGACCGUGGAGAGUCUCUUUGAGUGCCUUCAGUCGUGAUUGUAACAUGCCUGCUGACUGGUUAGCCAAAAGAGGAGCUUCGAACCCAGAACUGCCUUUUUGUCUGCUAGAUACUCCGCCUAUGGAGCUUGAAACCCUCAUUAUGAGGGAUCGUUUGACAGCUUUGUAGUUGUUCUUGUUGUUGUUUAUUUUCCGAUGUAACAAAAAAAAAAAAACCCUAUUCUUCUUCUUUUUUUUGAAAAGCGAAACCUUAUUCUUCUAUUCUCUCUACAUUGAUUCUCCCACAUGAGGAAAUUGGCAAACCCUAUUUCAUGUCUCCCCCACGAUUUGGAGGUAGAAAUCCUGUCGAGAUCGCCGGUGAAAUCUCUUUUGCGUUUCAAAUGUGUGUGCAAGUCAUGGCUCGCAUUGAUUUCUGAUCCCCAAUUCACUAAAUCCCAAUUCGACCUAGCUGCCGCCGUCACCCACCGUGUUCUUCUAAAACGAUGUGAUACAGUUUCUGAAAUUCAAUCUCUGGAUGUAGAAGCAUCGCUUGAUGAUGAUUCUGCUAUCGUAAACCUCACACUACCUCCAGGAACCGUUAGAGACCCAAUGUUUCAGAUAUUUGGUUCUUGUAGAGGCUUUGUAUUUUUAACAGAUGCCCAGUUUAGUGCUAUUACUGUAUGGAACCCAUCAACCGGUGCUCACAUGAAAAUUCCAGUGUUGUAUCUUCAUUCGGAACGUGCACCUGUCCGGAAAGGAAUUGCAAUAUACCAUCCUGGAAUAUGGUAUAAUUUUCUACUUGGUAUUGGGUAUGAAGAAUCAAGUGAUGACUACUUAGUAGUUGUUAUACGAUUGCAGGACCUCCUUCAAAUUCAGGUUUUCUCAUUAAAAACCAAUGUAUCCUCCAUCGUUCAUGAUGUUGAUGUUCACUCUCAAUAUUGGAAUGAAGGAGAUGAUUUUAGACCUGGGAUACUGUUCAAUGAGUCGCUUCAUUGGUUGGUUUACUCUUAUGCUACAAAGUUUGAGGUAGUUCUUGCCUUUGAUUUGAUACAUAGAAGUCUAUUUGAGAUGCCUCUCACACCCGAUUUGGCGAUGGAAUUGGCAUAUGGAAAGGUAUAUCAUUUGAACGUAAUGGACGGAUACUUGUGUCUUUGUUAUGGUGGUGAUGUUGAUUUAGAUAAAAAUGUCGAGAUCUGGGUCAUGAAAAAGUAUAAAGUGACGUCUUCUUGGACUAAAUCUUUUGUUCUACUGCUUACAAGUGUUCCAGACAACAAGUUUGUACCCUCAUGCUUCACUAGAUGUGGCGAUCUUUUUGGAUCACGUGCCUAUGGAGAACUAGUGAAAAUUAAUUUAAAUGACAAGGGACACAUUGUUGAGUAUCGCUCUUGUUUGUCAUGCAAAAAAUUUGUAGGACAUUUUCAUUUUUACCGGGAGAGUCUAUUACCACUACCACAGUAUAAAGAGAGUAGAGGCGGAGGGGUGACUUUCCCCUAACAAGGUGACAAGAAGCCCUGGUUGUAUCAAUGUUUUGGUCUUCUAGAAAUUAUUGUAUGGAAAUCUGAGUGGUUGUAAUGAUGGCAGAGCCAGUGGGGGUGCUCACUGUGGCCCCUCUGCCACCCCUGUUUUUCUUCUUUUACUAGGCUAAUAUAACAGCCCCAGUCAUGUUUUGUUUUACUAAUCCAAGACUAUGCUUGGAAUGGCUACUGUGGUUUGCUGUGUCUAUGCCUUUACGCUGGUGCUUGUAAUUGAGUGGAGGGCCCGUAGUGGGUGAGUUUAUGGUUGAGGGAGUUAUGCGUUAUGGGUGGCUUGUUGCUUGAACUGAUUCUCAAGGGGUGGUGGAGUGGAUUGACAUCUUCUGGACUGUUUUCUGAUGCAGGGGAGUUGUGUAGCUUUUGCUAUGUUCCUAAUGUAUAUUCCCUUUACUCUCUUGGUUUCUGUUUUUACAUUGUAGUAUUGGGUUGG
Messenger RNA from Lotus japonicus, 2800 nucleotides. RefSeq names its product F-box/kelch-repeat protein At3g06240-like. Gene Ontology annotation, molecular function: protein binding. The record is from RefSeq and is a predicted model, not a curated record. The coding region runs from base 1145 to 2332 and encodes 395 amino acids. The transcript has a single exon. NCBI's taxonomy places the organism in Eukaryota, Viridiplantae, Streptophyta, Magnoliopsida, Fabales, Fabaceae.